Messenger RNA from Apis mellifera (honey bee), 1443 nucleotides. Its product is annotated as glyoxylate reductase/hydroxypyruvate reductase. Gene Ontology annotation, cellular component: cytosol. NCBI's taxonomy places the organism in Eukaryota, Metazoa, Arthropoda, Insecta, Hymenoptera, Apidae. Bases 29 to 1045 code for a protein of 338 amino acids. Gene Ontology annotation, molecular function: glyoxylate reductase (NADPH) activity; hydroxypyruvate reductase [NAD(P)H] activity; NAD binding. The transcript is spliced from 6 exons. The record is from RefSeq and is a predicted model, not a curated record.
UCAAAUUAUAGUGUUAUAUAAGAUAAGAAUGUUAUUUUAUCAGUUUACAAAGUGUUUGCCACUGAAAGUAUUAUUUUACAAACGAACAAUGAAACCACGCGUCUUAGUCACUACUAACACUAUACCAUCAGCUGCUAUAAAUCUUUUACGUACAAAAUGUGAUGUUACAAUUAUUCAAAAACUUGUAAGUGAUCGUGAAGAAGUAUUGCAAGCACUUCCAGAUCAUGAUGCACUUUUUCUUAGUGGUCAUAUCAAUGUGAAUAGUGACUUUCUUGAUAAAGCAGGAUCAUCUCUAAAAGUUGUCUCAACGAUGUCAGCGGGUUAUGAUCAUUUAGAUGUUCCCGAAAUUAAAAGAAGAGGUAUUAAAGUUGGACAUACUCCUAUAGUUUUAUCAGCUGCCGUUGCGGAAAUGGCAGUACUUUUAUCAUUAAAUGCAGCAAGACGAAUUCAUGAAGCACGUCUAAAACUUGAACACGGUAAAAUAGAAACACAUGCACAAUGGUUACUUGGUCAAGAUUUAAGAGGAUCAACAGUUGGCAUUGUUGGUUUGGGCAAUAUUGGUCAAGCUAUUGUUAAACGAUUGAAAGGAUUCGAUGUAGGUCAUUUCAUUUAUACUGGUCAUUCUCGUAAAAAAGCAGGAGAUGAACUCGGAGCUGAUUUCGUAUCUCUUGAUGAACUUCUUGCACAAAGCGAUUUCGUAAUUGUUGCCACUCCAUUAAAUAAUGAAACUAGGGGAUUGUUUGAUGAUAAUACUUUCAAUAAAAUGAAGAAAAAUGCAGUAUUUGUUAACAUUGCUCGUGGGCAAAUUGUAAAAACAGAUGCCUUGAUUAAAGCAUUGCGUAAUAAAACAAUUUUUGCGGCCGGUCUUGAUGUUACGGAUCCAGAACCAUUGCCACCAGAUCAUGAACUUCUUCAACUUCCUAAUGCUAUUAUUGUACCUCAUAUGGGCAGUGCUACUGUGAAGACAAGAAUUGAUAUGUCUCUUACUGCAGCACAAAACAUUCUCAAUGGAUUAGAGGAUAAGCCAUUGGUAUAUGAAUUAUAACUAAUAUGUUCUCUUGAACAUAUAUCAAGUAUAAAUUUUUAUUUCACAAUUUAUAAGACAUUAUUAUAUUAAUUAUACAAUACAAUAAUAUAUUUUUAAAAUAUUUUAGAAUAUUAACUGAUACAUAUAAAUUUAACAUGUACUUUAAUAUUAAUUUUUUUUUUUAUAUGAAUUUAUAAUAUUUAUACAUAUAAAAUUUCUAUAUCUCUUUAAAUACAUUUUGAAAACAUUGAAAUAUUUUUGAUAUUUUGUGAUAAUUUUUUGCUCAUUAUAAAAAUGUUUAAUAUCUAGCAUUAUUUUUUAUAUUAUCUUAUAAAAAAUGUUGAAUACUUUUUUUUUAAAAUGUCAUAUAAAAAUGCUAAUGAAGAGAAAUACAGAGAAAUUGUAAAAAAAUGUAA